This is a messenger RNA of Schistosoma spindalis, 4943 nucleotides long. Lineage: Eukaryota; Metazoa; Platyhelminthes; Trematoda; Strigeidida; Schistosomatidae. The record is from the annotation of a GenBank genome assembly.
AUGAGUAAUAAUAACAAUAAAGAGGAUAUACUCAAAAGCAGUGGUGAUAAUGUGAAAGGGGAAAUAAAAGAAACAAACGUAAUAAAUGAAAUGUUAAAUAAUUCAAGAUCAAAUCAAAGCAGCAGUUUAAAUGAAAGUGAACUACGUACCACUAGUAGUAAUACAGUUAUUAUAAGUUUUACUGAAAGUGACAGCACAAGUUCAUCUAGUAAUCGUGGUGAUACUAGUGACGGUGAUGAUAGUGAUGAAACAGACUCAACUAGCUCCGACGAUGAUGAUGAUGAUGAUGAGGACGAGUCUGCUCAAUCGAAUCAAAUUGCCGAUUUUUCUGGUCAAGGUUUUACUACUGUACCAUCAAUAAUAUUUCAUCGAAUAACAAUUACUAAAUUAAAUUUAUCUAAUAAUAAUCUUAGUUUUUUACCAUCAGAAAUAUGUGAUAUGAUCAAUUUACAAUAUUUGGAUAUAAGUCAUAAUAAUUUACGUGGUUACUCUGAAGUAUCUGAAAUGAAUUCAACUAAUACUUUUCAAAUGAAAAAUAAUAAUGAAUUCAUUCAUCGUAAUAGUAAAUUAAUGAAUAGAAAUAAAUCAAUUGAUUUAAAUGAGAAUGUACAAUUACCAAAAGAUAUGAAUCGUUUAAUUCAUUUAAAAACAUUAAAAAUCUCUUCAUGUGAUUUAAAAUUUAUUCCAAAAGUUGUAUUUCAAAUUAAUAGUUUAACUAAAUUAGAUUUAAGUGAGAAUUGGACAAAUGAAAUUCCUACAACGAUAGGUAACUUGUUGGAGUUACGUUGUUUAUUGGCUAAACGAAUGGGACUAAGUACAUUACCAGUACAGAUCAUUAAUUGCUCUAAAUUACGUACAAUAAAUUUAUAUGGAAAUGAGAUAACGUCGCUUCCGGAUGAAUUUUCAAAACUUUAUAAAUUAAAAGCCUUACAUUUAGAUUAUCGACACUUUAUAAAAGCUUUAAUUAAACCAAGGAAAGUUUCCAAAGUUAAAAUGGUCAAUUUUAUUGACUCAACUGAUGAAGCUGGAGAAAAUAAUAUUACAAUAGAAGCAAAUAAACCAAGAAAAUCUAUUGUAGCAGAAGAAACUGCAAUUUCAAUCGCUGAACGACUAGAUACAUUACUUCGAUCAGGUCAAAUGAAAUCACAUCAUAUACCGACCGUCAUUUUUAAACUACGAAGACUCACUACAUUACAUCUUGAUCGUUGCCAGUUAAACUUCAUUCCAGAAAACUUAACAUUACUAAAGAGACUUCGUGAACUGUAUUUAUCAAAAAAUUAUUUCAGAGAAAUUCCACAAGGAUUGUUUACACUAUAUAAUACAUUGGAAUAUUUAGAUUUAUCUGAUAACAAAUUAGAUGGUGAAGAUGAUAAGUCAGUUUUAUUACCAAAAGAUUUCGGAGCUAAGUUCCAAAUGCUUAAAGUAUUAAAAUUGUCUUCAAUGAAUUUAACUUGUUUGCAAAAUGGAGUAUUAUGUGGAAUGAUUAGAUUAGAACUAUUAGAUUUAAGUCGAAAUAAGAUAAGUCAAUUACCUGACGAUAUAAAUAGCCUGAUUAGUCUUGAAGAAUUAUUCCUCUCUGAAAAUAAGCUUACAUCAUUGCCAAAUACAAUAUGUCAACUCAAAGAACUUAGAACACUUGAUGUGAGCUAUAAUCAGUUAUCAAAUUUACCUGGAGAUUUAUAUUUACUCAAAAAUAUCCAGAUAUCUCACUUGUAUAAAGGAUUGAAUAGAUCUGGUCUUUGGCUCCAAGGUAAUCCAUUAACCAGUAUACCACAAAGUGUAUGGAAAACAAUAGAUACUAAACAUUUGUGGAAAUACUUAGAAGAUCAAAAAUUAAAAGAAUUAUCAAAUAUAAAACCAACUAAAAUUUUCAUAAUUGGUGAUAAAUUAUCUGGAAAAUCAACAUUAAUCAAACGUUUAAUGAAAGAGAGUUCAACAAAUACAAGUACACAGAUUAGUUUACCUUCACAACUUGAAAAUUUUUCAAUUGAAUAUAAAUCUAUAAAUCAAACUAUUCCAAAUAAUGUUGAAUUACCAUUAGAAUGGUCACCAAUAUUAAUAAAUCAUUGUUCUUCACCAAAUGGAUUUAAAGUUAUAUUUUAUGAAAUUACAUUACCUCAAUUAUGUUAUCUAGAUCAUUGUCAUUCUUCUUUAUGUAAUCAAUAUUCCGGAUUAGAAUUAAUUCUACCACAUAUUUUAGAUAUUAAUAGUCUUUAUAUUUUGCUUUUCAAUACAAAUUUAUUAGUCGAAAAUGUACAACAAACAAUUCAUAAUAUAUAUUUUCAUUUACUUAAAUUGAGAAUAUAUGCACCAGGUUCGAUUAUUAAAUUAGUAGGAACACAUUGUGAUCAAAUUGAUCCAUAUAAGUCUUUUUCACAGGACUCUAUCAAUACUAAUGAAAUCGUUGAAGAACAGAAUCAUUCAUUAGAAACAAAUAAAUCAGAAAACCCAGUGAUAACUAUUCAAAACAAUGAAUCAGAUGACAAUAUAAAAAGUACUCAAAACGGUGUUUGUAACGUACUUCAAAAACACAUAAUAAAUACUAUUGAACAUUUGUCAAAAUGCACUGAAUCAUUUAAUUUGCCCAAUCUGUACAAACAUGAAGUAAAUAAUAAAAUAACCGUUUUAGAGAAUAUCUCUUUUGUUAACCUAACUCUACCAUUAUCAAAACAUCUUACUGCCUCUUCUCAUGAAGAUAAAGUACAUGUUACAAAUCAAUCAUACUUGACCAAUAUCACUAACAUAGACAAAUUAUGGAGUGAAAUUGAACACCGAAUAAAUUAUACCCGUCAGACAUUUAAUAGAGAUUGUUUCAUUCCUAAAUCAUGGCAUUCUUUAAUCGUUUAUAUACGUGAUAAACUGAAAUCAUAUUUUAUGGUAAAACUUGACUUACAAUCACAACAAAAUAAUGAAAACUGUUCAUCAUCUAAAAUUGAAAAUAACCAGUUAACUUUGGACAAAACAUUUUUUGACGAAAUGAAAAUUGAUAACAUUGAAGAUUGUUUAAAUUACUAUCAUUCGAUCGGUCAAUUUUUCUAUUUUCCAAAACAUAAGUAUUUAAAGAGUUAUUUAAUUUUACAUCCAACAGUAUUUCUUACGAUCAUUAAUGGUAUAAUAAAUCCACAAGUUAUAACUUCCGCUUACUAUGAUAUGAACAACAGUAGUAAGAGUUUAUACCUUAGAUGGUACUUAAGUGCAAUAUCUGGUUAUUCAAAUGAAAGUUUAAAAGAAUAUUUCAGUUCAUGGGAUCAUCAUAAAUCAAUUCCAUAUCAACUGAUACGUUGUCUACUUCCUCCAUUCGGAUAUCGUACGUGUAAAUCAAUUUCAUCCAAUAAAACUCAUCAACAAACAAUACAACAACAGCGUAUACAUCAAAACAAACGAAAUCAUCAAUUAAAUGUACCAUCACAUCAUCAAGGAAGCAAAUUUGCCAUGAGGUCUUCAACUAAAUCAAAAUCUCCUAUAGGUUUGUUAAAACAAGUUAAAACUGAGAAAGAUUAUUUCAGUCUAUCAGUUCAUUCAAUUAGUGAACCAAAUUUAUCAAUUAAUAGUGUUUUACUACUGACAGAUCUUUUGGAAGCUGGAUUUCAAAUUCAUGAUUUGAUUUUAGUUAAUGAUCAUUUGAAAAAUGUACAACUAAACAAUCCUAGACCUUAUAUGAUAUAUCCUUGUAUAUUUUCUGAUAAUAAUUCAAUGGAAUUUUUAUAUAAUAAUACAAUAAGUUACAUAGAUUUGAAUACACAAUAUAAAAUAGAAGAAAAUGAAUAUGUACGUGAAAUAUGGUUUCCAUUAGGUCGACCUAUGGGUUAUUUUAAUCGACUUUCGGUUAACUUAUGCAAAGUUAUAUGUGAUCAAACAACAUACAUUGAAUUUUGUGAUUUGAUCCCAGAUUUAAUAUAUACAGAAAAAGUUAUAUCAAAUGAUUCAAUUAUUAAACAUAAUACAUUUAUUGUUACAUAUGACUAUACUAAAAUUAUAUUAGAAGAAGUAACUGUUGAUGGAAGCCUAUUUUCUCUAUCCAAAUGUGAUAUCCUAUAUGGAAUUAGAUGUAUACAAAAAACUAAACAAAAAUUUAUUGAUAAUGUACAGUCAAAUGAUAUUGCUUUUAAUCCAUUUCAAUGGUUCAUUGAAACAUGUAACAAGUUAAAUGAUGAAGCACAAGGCAUUGUUUGGUUUUGGUCUAAAUAAUCCACCUUUUCUAAAUAGUUGAUAACUAAUCUCAAAUAAAAUGAAUUAAAUGAAUUUUUUGAAGUUAAUUAAUUAUAACAAUCAAAUAUCGUGGUGAUGAUUUAUUAUUAUUCUGAAGAUGAUUAGUUUCAAUCUAGACAGUAAAUUGGAUCAACGCAUUUAGGAUACUUCAAAGUUGAAGAUGAUUUAUAAAAAAUCAUUCAAAUAAUUUAGAAUGUAAGGAUUCUGUUUCGUAAUAUAUUUUACUUGAAAUAACAUACCGUAUUUACUAAUUUAAAUGUAAAGCAAUUAGUCCCUUUGAUAAAUUUCGAUAAUGUAUUUUGAAAAGAAAAACUUUGCCAUUAAUCCCGGUCCAAGUUACAGGACUCAAAGAAUUUCAUAUUGACACUGACUUAUGUCAUUAAAAUUAAUUGUACAUGACAGAUACAGCCAGUUUUUUGGUUGAAUAAUUUUUUUCCGAUUUUUUUCUUAAGUCUUUCUCAUUCUACCCUGUUCAUCAUCUCAUCUCAUAUACAUUAAGCAUGUAAGAUCUUAAGUGUUCUACACAAAAUAGAAAAAUAUGACACACUAAUUUACAUUCUCCUACUAGAUGUGUCAUUUUUCAUAUCUUACCUGACGCCUGACAAUCCUCUCAAAUCUGUUGGUCACCUUUUUUUUAGGCAUGCUCAUAUUGCAUUAUUUUCAUUUUGUCAGAUGUAACUUAAUUAAUCAUGUACAUUAGUAUCCUUAUGUGCUUACAUACUCUUAUAAAAAUU